Carlito syrichta (Philippine tarsier) is the source of this 1741-nucleotide messenger RNA. It is a transcript of the gene ENTPD5, whose product is annotated as ectonucleoside triphosphate diphosphohydrolase 5. The record is from RefSeq and is a predicted model, not a curated record. Gene Ontology annotation, biological process: nucleoside diphosphate catabolic process. The coding region runs from base 70 to 1287 and encodes 405 amino acids. Lineage: Eukaryota; Metazoa; Chordata; Mammalia; Primates; Tarsiidae. Gene Ontology annotation, molecular function: UDP phosphatase activity; GDP phosphatase activity. Gene Ontology annotation, cellular component: membrane. The transcript is spliced from 13 exons.
CACUGCAGAUGUGUGAGCAGGACUGCUUCUGCAACAAAAGCCUAGACCCAACCACAUCUUGGGAAGAGAAUGGCCACUUCCUGGGGUACAGUCUUUUUCAUGCUGGUGGUAUCCUGUGGUUGCAGCACUGUCUUUCACAGGGACCAGCAGACUUGGUUUGAGGGUGUCUUCUUGUCUUCCAUGUGCCCCAUCAAUGUCAGUGCUAGCACCUUGUAUGGAAUUAUGUUUGAUGCAGGGAGCACUGGAACACGGAUUCAUGUUUAUACCUUUGUGCAGAAAAUACCAGGACAACUUCCAAUUCUAGAAGGAGAAAUUUUUGAUUCUGUGAAGCCAGGACUUUCUGCCUUUGUAAAUCAGCCUAAGCAGGGUGCUGAGACCGUUCAAGGACUCUUAGAGGUGGCCAAAGAUUCAAUUCCCCAAAGUCACUGGAAAAGGACCCCAGUGGUCCUGAAGGCAACAGCAGGACUGCGUUUACUACCAGAGCAGAAAGCCCAGGCUCUGCUCUUUGAGGUAGAGGAGAUCUUCAGGAAGUCACCUUUCCUGGUACCAAAGGACAGUGUUAGCAUCAUGGAUGGAUCCUAUGAAGGCAUAUUGGCUUGGGUUACUGUGAAUUUUCUGACAGGUCAGCUGCAUGGCCACAGCCAGGAGACCAUGGGGACCCUGGACCUGGGGGGGGCAUCCACUCAAAUCACGUUCCUGCCUCAAUUUGAGGAAACCCUGGAACAAACCCCUAGGGGCUACCUUACUUCCUUUGAGAUGUUUAACAGCACUUACAAGCUCUACACACACAGUUACUUGGGAUUUGGACUGAAAGCUGCAAGACUAGCAACCCUGGGAGCCCUGGAGAUGGAAGGGAUUGAUGGACACACUUUCCGAAGUGCCUGUCUACCAAGAUGGUUAGAAGCAGAGUGGAUAUUUGGAGGUGUGAAAUAUCAGUAUGGUGGCAACCGAGAAGGGGAGAUGGGCUUUGAGUCCUGCUACGACGAAGUGCAGAGGGUGGUACAGGGAAAACUUCACCAGCCGGAGGAAAUCCAGAGAAGCUCCUUCUAUGCUUUCUCUUACUAUUAUGAUCGAGCUGUUGACACAGACAUGAUUGAUUAUGAAAAGGGGGGAGUUUUAAAAGUUGAAGAUUUUAAAAGAAAAGCCAGGGAAGUGUGUGAUAACCUGGAAAACUUCACCUCAGGCAGUCCUUUCCUAUGCAUGGAUCUCAGCUACAUCACAGCCCUGUUAAAGGAUGGCUUUGGCUUUGCAGACAGCACUAUCUUACAGGCUGCAGUACUGAGGUGAUGGACCAGGCUGGAGAUAUCCCCAAAGCCCAUGUUGACACCUUGUCCUGCUAGUGGAUGGACUCUGUGGGCUGCAUCCCUAAGAACACAGCAGAAUUGAGGCGUGACCUCUAGCAGCACCAUGAGGAAGGAGCACCCUGCUUUGUUGUUAUCUUACCCAAUGAGUGCCACCCGAGGGCGCACAUACUCAGCAGCAUGUCCCAACCCAAGAGGAAACAGUACUCGGCUUUUGGCGUCCACUUUGGCUACGCUUGGGGGCAGCUGGCGAGCUGAGACCCUGGUGGGCUUCAGAAGGGCGACAGCAUAUUGCAGCAAGGUGCCUGCCGAGUCGAUGAAGUCUGUGUGGUUGAUGUCACUCCACUGAGCAGCAUCAACCACAACACAAAUGAGGUAGAACUGAUCAGUAAGUAGCAGGGAAUUAAAACGUCAACAAGGAAACCCUUUUUGUAACCAAA